Molecule: messenger RNA, 1273 nt
Organism: Malaclemys terrapin pileata
Lineage: Eukaryota; Metazoa; Chordata; Testudines; Emydidae
Gene: CIMAP1D
Product: outer dense fiber of sperm tails 3 like 2
Exons: 4
Coding region: 1-789 (262 amino acids)
Cellular component (GO): cytoskeleton
Source: RefSeq, a predicted model, not a curated record
AUGCUUGCUGUGAAGCCCCCGGUUCCCUUUGGCGUGGGGCGAGAGUGCCCCGGGCCGGGACAGUACCGUCUGCCUCCUACUGUCGGAUUUGUCAACCACGACUACACCAAGUUAACCAGCCCAGCGUAUUCCUUUCACAGGAGACUCAACAAUGGCAUGUACUUUAAAGACUCAAGCCCAGGUCCCUGCUAUUACGUGGACCCGCAACUCACUCGCUUUGGCAGGAGCGGAGGCCCGUCCUAUUCCAUGCUGGCGAGAGCAAAGACCCUGGCGCAGCCACAGACCCCUGGGCCAGGCAGGUACAGUCCAGAGAAAGCCCCACCUGUCACCCAGCGCAGGCCGCCGUCUUUCACCAUGGGAUCUCGUACCAAGUACCGGCGGGUGGAUCCCAUCCCUGCCCCGAACAGCUACACUCUCCCCUCGCUGCUGGGCUCCGGGGUCCCCAGCAAACCAUCCAGCCCUAGUGUCACCAUCUCAGGGCGGAACAAACAUGGUGGCUUUUCUGAGGACUUGUCCCAAACGCCCGGCCCCGGCCAUUACAACAGGACAGAUCCCAACACCUACUUGCACCGGGCACCUGCCUUCUCCAUUCGGGGGCGAUGCAGUGCGCCUGGGGCCGCCUUCCGGACACCGGGGCCUGGGACGCACAGCCCUGAAAAGGUGACCGCCCACAGGACAAGAGCCCCAGCCUACUCCCUGGGUGUCCGGCACUCCGAAUUUGUCACGCCUCUCAUUGUGGAUGUUUCCCAGUGGGGUAGCAGUUCUCUGGCGUCAGAUCACUGGCCUUGAUUUACCUUCCCUGCCUCGAUCUACUGGAUCUCCAGUGACUCAGACUGGAAGCUCUUCGCUUUGCCCCCAGCCCAUUCAUGCCACGCAGUCCUGGGACAGCUUCCAAAGCGGAUGCGCCAGCACUUGAGACAUUUGAAACUGGGCCAGUCCAAACCCUGUGGAGCUGUAGGGAACAACCCUGCACUGCUCUGCAGCGGGAGGAGUUUUCCUAGGGUUGCCAACCUUCCAGGAUUGGCCUGGAAUCUCCAGGAAUUUAAGAUUAAUCUUGAAUUAACGAUUAUGUCCUCAUGUGAUGAAAUCUCCAGGAAUACAACCAACCAAAUUUGGCAACCCUAAGUUUUCCGCCUCAGUGAUGCUUUGAUUCUCUAACAGCCUCCACGAACUGGGUUCUGAUCUUCCCACUUGGAGACCCAAAGUUUCUUUACUAAACAGGUCAACAAAGAAGGAUUUCAAAGACUGUGUUUGUAUGCAGUGUAGACCUGAC